AUGGUCUCAGGAAGAAAGAAAGCAUUUACAAAACGAUCCCGCUCAGGCUGUCGAACAUGUCGAACACGACGUAUCAAAUGCGACGAAACACCUGGUUCUUGUCGAAACUGCACAUCUGCAGGCUGGAAAUGCGAUGGCUAUAGCACAAAUCGACCAGUCCCAGGGAACCAAAGCCAUGAUACACCCUCACUCUCUCUAUAUCGUAUAGACAAGAGCAUACCCGGCGAAACCACAGACGAGAGAAGAGGCUUUGCCUUCUUUCAACAAUGGACCAUCCCCAACAUGACGGGCUUUUUCGACUGUCGUCUAUGGAGCGAUCUGAUUCUCCCAAUGUGCCAUUCAGAAAAAGCAGUCAACUAUGCCGUGGUGGGAUUGAGUGCACUGCAUGAGGAGCUGGAGGUGAGAGGGGUGCCACUCUCGCGGGAAGAUCUGAGCAGCCAUGGCCAUCGAUUCGCUCUCGAGCAGUAUGGACGGUCUUUGUCUGCUUUGAAUAUACGUCGUCACUCGCGAGAUCCGAAAUUGUGCGAGGUGGUCUUGACGUGCUGUCUUUUGUUUGUGAUGCUGGAGUUGACUCGAGGUCAAUAUGAUUUGGCCUUUAUGCACGUUCGACAAGGACUCUUGAUCAUUCAGGAUAAGUCACGGGAUUCAUCUUCGUCUAUCUGGACAUUGAGGUCUGAUGAUGUUGAGAUUUCUCUAGCACAAACCAUGGCACGGCUCGAUGCCCAGUCUGUCUUUUUUGGCAUCGAGGCACCUCGCCUCAAUCUCUAUCCCGGUGAAACGGGCCAAAUCGAGGGUGCCGAUGACUUUCAGACACUAAGUGAUGCACGAAGAGGGUUUGACGUCUUGUUAUCCAGCGCCACCCACUUCUUAAAUGCCGUCAAUUCACUCCCUUCUGAAGAGCGUCUAUCUUGUCAUCACCCCGACCUAGGAGAAAGGCAGCUGCACCUUCGCAUCCAACUGGAGGAGUACAUGGUGCGACUACAACGGUCAAAGAUACAGCUAAAAGGGAAUAAAGAGCAGCGAGGAAUCGACCUGAUUCACCUCCACGAGAAGACUUUAUCGAUCCUACUAGAAACCAGUCUUACUGGCACCGAGGAACCAAAUUAUGAUAUCUAUACCGACGACUUCAAGAAUAUCCUGGCGUCAUGCGUGCGGAUCGCUCAGAGCUUCUGGGAGGAUGGCCCAGCCCGACCAACCCUCGUACUUGACAUGGGAAUCAUUCCACCAUUAUUGCUCGCAUGUGAUAAAUGUUGUGACUCGAGAAUGCGACAGCAGGGACUGAGGCUUCUCGAGGCAUGGCCACAUCGCGAGGGGCCGUGGGAUUCUAGGUUGAUUGUUAUUAUACUGAAGCAGAUCAUCUCCAUUGAGGACGAAGCUGCAAAUUCGGAAUCAGGAGUACAAGAUGCAUUUCUCCAUGUUGAAGAUGACCAGACACAUGCGGUCCUUACUUAUCGAAUAAAAGAGACAGGAAGAAUAGAGAAACGAAUUAAACUUGAUUACAGCUAG
This is a messenger RNA of Aspergillus wentii DTO 134E9, 1506 nucleotides long. Its product is annotated as Zn(II)2Cys6 transcription factor. Gene Ontology annotation, molecular function: zinc ion binding; DNA-binding transcription factor activity, RNA polymerase II-specific. Gene Ontology annotation, biological process: regulation of DNA-templated transcription. The transcript is spliced from 2 exons. The record is from RefSeq and is a predicted model, not a curated record. Bases 1 to 1506 code for a protein of 501 amino acids. Lineage: Eukaryota; Fungi; Ascomycota; Eurotiomycetes; Eurotiales; Aspergillaceae.